GCAAGGUCCCAACCAUGGUCGCGCUCCUCCUCUGCUCUGCCCUCGUGUUUUUGCUCGCUGCUUUAGCACAUGCCGAAAGCGUUAUUGUGCCAGGCGCGGCAUGGACUGACACAUACGGGAAUGUCAUCCAGGCUCAUGGUGGAGGCAUCCUAAAGGUUGGCAACACCUACUAUUGGCAUGGAGAAGACAAAACCACCAAUAGUGCCGAAUUCAGAGCAGUGUCCUGCUACUCGUCCACUGACUUGGUCAACUGGGAAAGGAAUGCGGAUGCGCUCACUCCGCAAAGUGGUACCAUGAUCUCGACGUCGAACAUCGUAGAAAGACCCAAAGUGCUGUACAAUUCCAACAAUAAAGAAUACGUCAUGUGGUUUCACUCCGACAGCUCCAACUACGGCGCAGCCAUGGUGGGCGUAGCCAUUGCGUCUUCGCCUUGCGGACCAUACUCCUACAAAGGGAGCUGGCAGCCGCUGGGUGCGCAAUCCCGGGAUAUGGGUGUGUUCCAAGAUGAUGACGGCACUGCGUAUCUCCUCUACGCCUCCGACAACAACCAGAACUUCAAGAUAUCGAGAAUGGACUCCAACUACUACAACGUGACUACUCAGGUGAAUGUGCUGAAUGGCGCUACCCUCGAAGCACCCGGUAUCGUGAAGAGGAAUGGUGCCUACUACCUGUUCGCCUCUCACACCAGUGGGUGGGCCCCGAAUCCGAAUAAGUGGUUCCGCGCUAGCUCGCUUUCCGGGAACUGGACAAGCCAAGAAGACAUUGCUCCGGAAAACACCCGCACAUACUACUCCCAGAACAACUUCGACCUCCCACUAGGAUCCAAUGCCAUAUACAUGGGCGACCGCUGGAGGCCUUCCCUGCUCGGGAGCAGUCGGUACAUAUGGCUUCCUUUGAGCUGGUCUAGCGGUAGUCCGCAGCUCGUAUGGGUGGACGUCUGGAGCGUGAACUUGGCUGCAGGCACGUACAGUGCUGCUAGUGGUACUACUUACGAGGCAGAGUCUGGGACGCUUGGAGGUAACGCGACGAUCCUCAGCGAUUCCUCCUACUCUGGUGGCAAAGCUGUGGGAUACCUCGGCAACGGUGGAACCGUCACCUUCGAUAACGUCCAGGGCAACGGCAAAGGGCAGUGGGUAUCUUUGUACUACGGCAACGGCGACUCCUCCUACAGGAAUGUGACUGUCAGUGUCAACGGCGGUGCAGCCGCCCUCGUCGAUCAGCCCGACACUGGAGGAGGCCAUGUCAUCUUGAGUGUCCCGGUGAAGCUGAACCUGAAGAGCGGGUCCAACACCAUCACGUUGGGCUCUGGCCAGAGCAACUACGCUGGCGACCUGGACAAGAUCAUCGUCUACAACGUCGGGUAA
Messenger RNA from Gloeophyllum trabeum ATCC 11539, 1364 nucleotides. RefSeq names its product galactan 1,3-beta-galactosidase. Gene Ontology annotation, molecular function: carbohydrate binding; hydrolase activity, hydrolyzing O-glycosyl compounds. The record is from RefSeq and is a predicted model, not a curated record. The transcript has 14 exons. The coding region runs from base 15 to 1364 and encodes 449 amino acids. NCBI's taxonomy places the organism in Eukaryota, Fungi, Basidiomycota, Agaricomycetes, Gloeophyllales, Gloeophyllaceae. Gene Ontology annotation, biological process: carbohydrate metabolic process.